CACUCUUUUCAUCAUUCAAUAUUUUUUUUUUUUUUGCAUGUCACUUUUAUUCUGGCAUCACGUUUGAUUGCUUUAUCGCGAAAUCUCAAUUUCUUCGCUUUCCCCUCAUCAAUCAGUGCCAAAGAUGAAUACGCUAUGGUAGUUGAUCGUGAAGAAUUGGAAUGUCGUGGCAUGGAUCAUGAAGAUGAAGAAGAAGACGAGGAAGGGAAAAAUGAAUAUGAAAAGGAUGGAUUUGUAGUUGAUGACAUUGAAGAAGAAGAAGAAGAGGAGCAGGAAAGGGACCAAGAAGAGCGUCAGAAGAAGAACAAAAAAAGGACAACAAAGGAGGAGUAUGUCCUUGACGAUGAUGAUUACGAGUUGCUGGAGGACAAUAAUAUCAAUGUUCACCGUCCAAAGACCAAAAAGUUCAAGCGACUCAAGAAGGGUUCCGAUAAUGAGGAACAAGAGUUUUCCGGAAGUGGGCGAACUGCUGAUGAUGAAGGUAUGUGCCAAUUGUGGUUUGUGUUCUUGGUUUGUAAUUUUUCUCCAAAGAACGACUAUAAGAAAUUGAAAUUGUAUGCUGAAAAAUACAUCAAAAAACAAACAUGCUUUUUAGGAACCCAUCUUCAAGACAUUGCUGAAGAGGAGGAGGAUGCUUACACUGGAGAUGAAAUGGCCGACUUCAUUGUGGAUGAAGAAGAAGUUGAUCAGAACGGAGCCCCUGUGAGGAAUAAGAAGCCGAAGUGUGUAAAAAGGCCUAUCUCUUCCUCAGCUUUAGCAGAAGCCCAAGAAAUAAUUGGAAAUGUCGAUGAGUUGCUCGAGGCUCGCAAUCAAACUCGAGAAAAGAAUGAUAAUAGAGAGACUAGGCUUGAAGAUGAAUUUGAGCCUAUUGUUCUUUCUGAGAAAUACAUGACAGAGAGGGAUGGCAGGAUUAGGGAGCUCGAUAUUCCAGAGAGAAUGCAGAUAUCGGAGGAGAGUACUGGUGCUCAUUCACUGGAUGGAAGUAGUAUAGAUGAAGAGAGUCAGUGGAUAGUUAAACAACUUAAACAUGGGGCAAUCCCUUGGAUUCGCAAGAAAGAUUCCAGUUCCCAAAAUAAAGAGGAGCUACCAAUUGACCAGGAUGAUAUUGCCAGAUUUUUGGAACUGCACCACCACCACGUGCAAAAAUUAGAUAUUCCUUUAAUUGCCAUGUAUCGGAAGGAGAAGUGUUCAAGCUUAUUGAAAGACCUAGAGCAACCUGAAGCUGGUGAUGAUAAUUGGGAUAAAAAUAUCAAGACUCCUAUUCUAAAAUGGCACAAGAUACUUUGGGCUCUACAGGACCUGGACAGGAAGUGGUUGCUUCUUCAGAAGCGGAAGAGUGCCCUUCAGUUAUACUACAAUAAUCGGUUUGAAGAAGAGUCUCAUUGUGUAUAUGAUGAGAAAAGACUAAACUUGAAUAGGCUAUUAUUUGAAUCAGUUAUGAGAUCAUUGAAGGAGGCAGAAUCAGAGAGGGAGGUUGACGAUGUUGACUCCAAGUUCAACUUACAUUUUCCACCAGGUGAAGCUGGUGUUGAUGGACAGUACAAAAGGCCAAAAAGGAAGUCAAUGUAUAGCACUUUCAGUAAGGCAGGUCUGUGGGAGGUUGCAAGCAGAUUUGGGUGUAGUUCUGAGCAACUCGGAUUAUGUCUAUCUCUAGUUCAGCUGCAAGAGUUGGAAGAUCCAAAAGAAACACCAGAAGAGGUGGCUUCUAACUUCACUUGUGCUAUGUACGAUACUCUCGAAGAAGCACUUAAAUGUGCUAGGCACAUGGUAUCUGUUGAGAUAAGUUGUGAGUCUAGCAUAAAGAAAUAUGUCCGGAGCUACUUAUUGGUGUCAACCUCUCCAACUGCCGAUGGAAAUAUAACCAUAGAUUCGUUACAUCAGUUUUCUGGGCUGAAGUGGCUGCGAGAGAAGCCCUUGUCUAAAUUUGAGGAUGCCCAAUGGCUCCUUAUACAGAAGGCAGAAGAGGAAAAACUCAUUCAAGUCACUAUCAAGCUUCCUGAAGAGUAUCUUAAUAAGUUGACAGAACAAUUCAGUGAGCUUUAUAUAGUGAGUGUUAGCAGAUCUGCUCAACUGUGGAAUGAACAGAGGAAGCUGAUACUGCACGAUGCAUUUUUUCGAUUUCUUUUACCAUCAAUGGAAAAAGAAGCAAGAGGCAUCUUAGGAAACAAAGCAAAGCAUUGGGUACGUAUGGAAUAUGGGAAAGCCUUCUGGAAUAAGGUUUCUGUCAGGCCUUAUCAACAGAAGGAAAAUGAUCAUAGUUCGGAUGAUGAAGCUGCUACUAGGGUUAUGGCCUGCUCUUGGGGCCCUGGAAAUCCACAAACAACUUUUGUUAUGUUAGAUUCAUCAGGAGAAGUUCAAGAUGUGCUAUACACUGGGUCACUUACUUUAAAAUCGCAGAAUCCCAAUGACCAACAAAGGAAGAAGAAUGACCAAGAACGUGUAUUGAAGUUUAUAACCGAUCACCAACCGCAUGUUAUUGUUUUAGGAGCAGCUAACUUGUCUUGCACUAGGUUAGCAGAAGAAAUAUAUGAGGUUAUUUUUAAGAUGGUCGAGGAAAACCCUGGAGAUGUUGGCCAUGAAAUGGAUGGGCUCAGCGUUGUGUAUGGAGAUGAAGCCCUGCCUCGUCUUUAUGAAAAUUCUCGAAUUUCCUCUGAACAACUUCCUUCACAGAAGCUUGGUAUAGUGAGGCGGGCUGUUGCUCUUGGUCGAUAUCUCCAGAACCCAUUGGCGAUGGUCGCAACAUUAUGUGGGCCCAGAAAGGAAAUAUUAUCAUGGAAACUGAGCCCUUUGGAGAGUUUUCUCAACCCGGAUGAUAAAUUUGGGAUGAUUGAGCAGGUUAUGGUAGAUGUCACCAAUCAGGCUGGAUUAGACAUUAAUUUAGCAAUAAGCCAUGAAUGGUUAUUUGCUCCGUUACAAUUUAUUUCGGGGCUUGGUCCAUGGAAGGCUGCUUCCUUGCAGAGAUCGCUGGUUAGAGCUGGCGCAAUUUUUACCCGGAAGGAUUUUUUGACAGAACAUAAACUUGGUAACAAGGUGUUUCUCAAUGCCGUUGGUUUCUUGCGUGUCCGGCGAAGUGGAUUGGCUGCUAGCAGCAGCCAAUUUAUUGAUUUCCUUGAUGAUACACGCAUUCAUCCAGAAUCAUAUAUUCUUGCACAGGAGUUGGCCAGAGCUGUGUAUGAGGAGGAUGACACAGCUGAUGCAAAUGACGACGACGAUGCACUAGAGAUGGCCAUAGAACAUGCGAGAGAUCGACCUAGUUAUUUGAAAAACCUGGAUGUUGAAGAAUAUGCUCGUGACAACCGUCGUCAAGACAAAAUUGAAACUUUCUAUGAUAUAAAAAGAGAAUUGAUUCAAAGUUUUGAGGAUUGGCGAAAGCAAUAUGAAGAACCAAGUCAGGAUGAGGAAUUCUAUAUGAUUUCAGGUGAGACUGAAGAGACUCUUGCUGAAGGUAAAAUGGUCCAAGUUACAGUUUGCCGAGUGCAAGCCCAGAAAGCAAUAUGUGGGCUUGAAUCGGGAAUGACCGGAAUCCUUAUGAAAGAAGACUAUACUGAUGAAUGGAGAGAUCUAAAUGAGUUGUCUGAUAGGCUACAUGAAGGUGAUCUGCUCACCUGUAAAAUCAAGUCAAUCCAAAAGAACAGGUAUCAAGUCCUCCUUGUUUGUAAAGAUAGUGAAAUGAGAAGUGAUCGGUUACAGAACAACCAGGACCUUGAUCCCAAUUACCAUGAAGACCAGAGCUCCUUACUGAGGGAGCAAGACAAAACUCGGAAAGAAAAGGAGGGUGCAAAGAAGCAUUUCAAGCAAAGGAUGAUUGUUCAUCCACGUUUUCAGAACAUAACUGCAGAUGAAGCAAUGGAGUUCUUGUCGGACAAGGGUCCUGGUGAAAGUAUUUUCCAUCCUAGUUCUCAUGGUCCUUCAUACCUUACUUUGACUCUUAAAAUUCAUGAUGGAGUAUAUGCCCACAAGGAAAUAGUUGAAGGUGGGAAGGAACACAAGGACAUUACAAGCUUACUUCGAAUUGGAAAAACACUAAAAAUUGGAGAAGACACUUUUGAGGAUUUAGACGAGGUUAUGGACCGAUAUUUGGAUCCCUUGGUGACUCGCUUAAAGACUAUGUUAAAUUAUCGCAAGUUCCGGACAGGUACAAAAAGAGAAGUCGAUGAACUUCUGAAGUCAGAAAAGGGAUUGCAUCCCAUGCAGAUAGUGUACAGUUUUGGGGUCUCACAUGAGCAUCCUGGCGGAUUUAUAUUGACUUACAUAAGAAGUACAAAUCCACAUCAUGAGUAUGUUGGUCUUGACACCAAAGGAUUCAGAUUCCGCAAUAGGAUGUUUGAAGAUAUUGACCAACUUGUGGCAUAUUUUCAGAGGCACUGUUAAGAUAGUUAGAAAACUCCAUUGACGAAGCUUGAAGAAGGUUCAGAGGAGUGAGAUGCAGAAAACUGAUUUUUGUAAUUGAAAUUGAUAUUUUGUCAUUGAUAUUGAAUGAAUGAUGAUUACAAGUAUAUAUAAUACUUAAGCUGGUGUGACAACUAUC
Medicago truncatula (barrel medic) is the source of this 4528-nucleotide messenger RNA. Its product is annotated as transcription elongation factor SPT6 homolog. Gene Ontology annotation, molecular function: nucleic acid binding; nucleosome binding; histone binding. Lineage: Eukaryota; Viridiplantae; Streptophyta; Magnoliopsida; Fabales; Fabaceae. The record is from RefSeq and is a predicted model, not a curated record. Gene Ontology annotation, biological process: transcription elongation-coupled chromatin remodeling; transcription elongation by RNA polymerase II; nucleosome organization. Gene Ontology annotation, cellular component: transcription elongation factor complex.